Onychostoma macrolepis is the source of this 5130-nucleotide messenger RNA. It is a transcript of the gene alpk1, whose product is annotated as alpha-kinase 1. The transcript has 14 exons. Gene Ontology annotation, biological process: protein phosphorylation. Gene Ontology annotation, molecular function: protein serine/threonine kinase activity; ATP binding. The record is from RefSeq and is a predicted model, not a curated record. The coding region runs from base 237 to 3509 and encodes 1090 amino acids. NCBI's taxonomy places the organism in Eukaryota, Metazoa, Chordata, Actinopteri, Cypriniformes, Cyprinidae.
CAUGGAACGGAUCCGAUAUUAGUUAUUGUAACUUCUUCACGUAGUUCAAAGUUCACAGGCAUAUUUUAGUAUAAGGUAAGUUUUAAUAAGGCAGCUGUAUCUCAGAGAUCGUCGGACUGUAACAGUGAGGAGGUCAGCAUGAGGACAGGUUUAUGGGAAUUCCCGUUUUGUUGUCACGAGUUUUUACUCUGAGAACCCGAAAGCACCAGUCUGGCUUGCAUAAUUAAGGUGAAAGCAUGAGCGGUCAGCAGGUGUCGCUGUUGCUGCAGGAGUGUGUGAGGCGCGCGGUCACCGGACCUGAGGGAGACCCGCAGCUCCGCCGCACUGCAGGGGGCGCUAGUCGAGCAGGGUCGUUUCCGGAGGAUCUGAACACGCUCCUGCAGGAGGCCAAGGACAGAAAGUGGCCGUUCGUCGAGGAGAAAUGGCAGUACAAACAAUCCGUGACGUCUGAGGACAAGAUGAACUCGUCGGAUCUCAUCAGAAAACAUCUGCUGCAGUUACUGGGGUUUCUCAGAGACAGCAUCGCCGCCGAGGAGCCGGAGUGGGCCGUCGCUGUGGUCUUCCUGCUCGACCGCCUGCUUUACUGGAUGGACGGCUCUCGUGUGCUGUUGAAGAUUGCUAAAGCGUUGCACAAACGUUAUCCGGACGUUCCCAUCGCCCCUCAGGUCAUCAUCAGACAGGCUCGUGUCCAUCUGAACACCGGUAAACUGCAGAAAGCGGAGUUCAUUCUCAGCAGUCUGAUCAGUAAUAACGCUUCAACAGGCUCGUGGACGUAUCAGAAGACCAGUGACCAGACGCUAGUGCAAGCCGUCAGUCUUCAGGUGCGAGGACAAGUGCUGCAGACGCUGGGUCUGUGGCUCGAGGCUGCUGAACUCAUAUGGGCUUCUCUGAUGGGUUUUUACGCUCUUCCACAGCCUGAUAAAAAGGGUAUUGGAACGUCUCUCGGGCUCCUGGCGAACAUACUGACCUCCAUGAAUGACCGAGACUUCGCUGCGCUUCAGAAGAAGCCUCAUAUUGACCUGAGUUAUCUAGGAGAGAGUCGCCAUCGUCUGCUGUCUGCGGCGCGAGCGGCUAAAAUGGCCGUUGUGUUCAGUCAGUAUGGAUCGCUGUAUGUUCUGACCAAUGUGGUCGCUCAGGGCAUUUGUUUGCUAUCAUAUAGCUUCACAAAAAAAUGCCCUGCGGAGGAUCAGCGGAUGUACCUGGCUUUAGCUAAGGAGGCCUUUGAGAUUGGCUUGUUAACAAAGACUACAGGAGACAUCGUCACCAGCAAGCUGGAGUUGCACACGUUCCUCAAAGCCGCUUACUGCUUAGCCACGACUCACAGAUGGAUGCUCGGCCCGUCAGAAACGAUCAUCUCAGCGUUGAGCGCCUGUCGGGAAGCCAUGACUUUAUUCAUUGACUACUGCGCCAGAGCAGAUUCCACUUUAUGCACCGAGAUCAUGACGAAGAUACAGCAGAUUAAGUUGCUGUUGAAGGUGGAAACGUUUCGUAAUUCCGAUCCGCAAUCUUUUAUUCCCGACAGCUACCGUUUAAUGGAGUUUGGGCCUGUUUUGUUCACGCUCAGUGAUUUUGAGAAGACAUUGGAUGUUUUUGGAAAGCACCACAAGUCUGUUUGUGAGGCGUUCGAGAAAGGCGUUCGACGUGGUUCGUGCUCGAAUCACGCACAGUGUAUAACGGCGUUCCAGACGGACACGGAAGUUCUCGCAACGGAGAUGCAGAAAGCGGAUCAUUCAUGUCCGUUUUCCUCCAAGGAGAAUCCAUCUGGCAGCGGAUCAUCUUUAAUUCUGGUCGAUCAAAGUUGUCGUACUGUCGAUGAACAAAGCAGCCUUGGAUCUUAUGAGCUGGUUGAUGACUUCAGCAAUGGGAGUCAAAAAGCAAACAUCGUCAGUCUGAGCAAUCGAAGUAGUGCUAGUCCAUCUGUUCCCAACACCUUCAGAAACAACAAUGGAAGCCCAAGUCAAUCCCAAUUGAUGCAAGAGCUCGCCACAACUGAAGAUGUUGAGGACAACCCAUCAGAAACAUCAAGUACCCAACGGAGAGACAAUCAGAAGAACCAGAACGCAAGAACGUCUGGUUCCUUCAGCAGUGGUUCUUCAUGGGAACGUGUUUCAAGACAGUCUCAAAGUGGCAUAGAAACUGAGGAGAACGUUGCAGAUCCCUCUCAAGAUAGCAAUGAUGCAAAGGUUGGUUGCACCAAAGGUGGAAGCACUUCUUCGCUUUCUCUCUGUGAUAGCUCCGCAUCACGUUCUUCUUGGCAGAAACUCUCCAUAAGCCCUGUCGCUAAUGUAGAACAUCUUGAACGCCUUGAACAUCAGUCUCAGAGCGGUAUAGAAACAGAGGAAGAAGUUAUUGACCUCUCUUAUGAUAGCAGCGUAAUCAAUAACGAUGCAAAGGUUGGUUGCACCAAAGGUGGAAGCACUUCUUCGUUUUCUCUCUGUGAUAGCUCCGCAUCACGUUCUUCUUGGCAAAAACUCUCCAUAAGCCCCGUCGCUAAUGUAGAACGACUUGAAUUAAUGCACAAGAAAGAAAGGACAGAUCAUCUUCAAGUCCCAGACAAGAUUCCAGAAUGCCAAGGAACGACUCUGCCGUCCACCGAGAGCGACCCGUUUGAAGAACUGGGGUUUGAGCAUCUGUCAAUACCCGAGUCACCGUGCAAGGACUGCUUUGAGAAAUGCAUCAUGGGAAGCGACGUCCUGACUGAGCGUGACUACCGAUCUCUCUUGGCUGGAGUUUGUCAGCGAUGCCUGGUUGAGAGACUGCCGAACAAACCGCUGAAGCCUCUGGAUCCCACACAACUGGAGAAGGCCUACGAUGCCAUGGUCUUGAAAUACUCCAAGGCCUCUGACGUCUGGAUAGGCUCUGAGAGCAGCGUUUACAUCGGGAAACCGAUGGACGUCCAGGGCCAACAGAGACGAGCCAUCGAGGUGCAGUACCUUCACCAGGAACAACUGCUCAGCAGCUAUGUAGCAAAGGAAUACCUGAAAGCUAAAGGGCUCCAUGCACACCUUGAUGACGUGGAGAGACAGAUGACUGCACAAUACUACGUUACAGAGUUUAAUAAAUGCCUUUACGAUAAUAACGUCACAACUCAGAUCUUCUUCAUCCCAUCUGAAGUGCUGCUGAUUCUGGAGAAGGAUCGAAUUGUAAGCUGUUUAUCUGCAGAGCCGUACAUGUCUGGGACAUUUGUAAAACUCACAAACAACGCAAGAGAUACUGACAAGAAGCUUGAGGCGACUAAAUACGGCAUCGCCUUCGGUCAUUUCACCUACGAGUUCUCCGGUCAUCAGGAGGUCGUGGUGGAUCUGCAAGGAUGGAUAACGGCCAACGGGAAGGGCCUGACGUACCUGACCGACCCUCAGAUUCACUCGCUCCUGAAGCCCAGAUCCAGUAACUUCCAGCAAACCGGAAUCAACUACUUCAUCAAGCAUCAGCACGGAGACGAGUGUAACCAGAUCUGUCGCGCCGCUGGACUCCAGCAGAUCAGAUCAUAUAUAAACACAACAAUAUAAUAUGGAGUGAAUUCAAUGUCAAAAACUGGAUUGAUCUACCUAAUAUAAAAUAUGUUCCUAUAAAAUAACAAUGUUUUAUUUAUAGAAAAUUAUAGGCUAUAAAAACAAUGUUGAAAUGAGAAAUGAGGAAGUGACUGUUAUCAGUUACACAUUUUCUGACCACAAGAACCUUUGGAUGCACUGCAUGCAGUUCCUGAUUGUGAAAUAUCUGGGUCACGAUCAAGCAGAGUCAUAUGACAGUGUCAUCAUUAAUGCUGCGGCGCGUCAUGUGACUGAAACCUGAUCAACUCCAUUCCAGAGCUUCACAACAAACACUCCUCCGGUUACACUCUGCUUAUUUUCACCCGACUGGCCGGGCAAAUCACUCUCACUGUGCUAUUAAGAGCAUGCACGGUAAAUAUGCCAUAUAAUCACAAGCUAGUAUUUCAUCUGGAGAAUCACUGAUUGAAAACGACAGAAGAGUUAAUAGCAAUUUUUGUGACAGUCAUGGAAAUAUCAGAGGACUUAAAAACAGAUUUUUAUAGCAAUUUUCACAUUACAUAUCAUUUUAAAGCAGCUUUACAGAAAGUAUAUAUAUAUAUAUAUAUACAGAGCUGGGUAGCUGGGUAGACAAGAACUGUAGAAUCCAUUACAUUACACAUUUUAGGUAAUAUAAUCAGACUACUUUUGACCUAACUUGCUUAUCACGUAGACUUAAAUAGGAUAAUGUUGUACCAUAUCGAUAUAAAAAAAAAAAAAAAAUCGAAUCCAUUCGUUGUGACCGACAACAUGAAGUGCAUUAAACAUUACAUUACUUUACAUUAUAAAGGUUUCCCAAACUGGGGUUCAUAGAAGAAAUGCAGGGGGUUUGUGAGUUUAAUGAAAAGCUAAUAAUUCAUUAAAUCAUAAAAAUGUAAAAUAAAAUAAAACAUUUUUAAAUUACACCAAUCAAAAUAAAACACUUACUACAAAAUUUAUAUAUAUAUAUAUAUAUUAUUAUUUUUUAAUUUUUUUAUCUGCAUGUCAUGUGACCAUUAACCAACAUCAGAACAUGCAAAUGUGUUACAUGAUUAUUAAAAUAUUUAUUUUAAAAUCUCAGGGGUACUGCAUUACGUUUAAAUAAUAAAAAAUAAAAAGAAUGUGAAUUUGUGCAUUUUAAUGUAUUUGAAAAACAAAUGCCUUCCAAAGACAAAGUAAUACAUGAUGAAAUAAUAAGUCAAAUAAAAAUAAAUAUGUAUAUCAGUAGUUGAUGUAAUGUUAUAAUGCUAAGAAAACACUUCUUAAAACUUAAAUGAUUUUUGUAAAUCCAGUGGUCAAAUGCUGUGGCCUUUCUGUGUAAUUAUGUCCACCUGAAUAAUGACUGAUCUCUGUGUGAAUGUCCACAGAACUGGAGGCUUUCUGGGUGUACAUACGCAGUAAGCUAUUUUAGAAAGGAACAUUUAAAAGAUUAAAAAGUAGAAUUAGUGAGAAUCAGUAUAUACACAUAAUCAGUAUGUAUAUAUAGAUAUAUACACACACACACUACAAAAAAAAACCCAUAUUUUUAAUAUACGUUUGCAUAUUUGUCUCAUAGUUAUGCUCAGCCCUUUUAAUGAUAUAAUUAUAUCAUCUAUAAAAUAUAUUCUAAUAAAAUAUAAGUAUA